Molecule: messenger RNA, 5559 nt
Organism: Cyprinus carpio (common carp)
Lineage: Eukaryota; Metazoa; Chordata; Actinopteri; Cypriniformes; Cyprinidae
Product: insulin-like growth factor 2 mRNA-binding protein 2
Biological process (GO): nervous system development; regulation of gene expression
Cellular component (GO): cytosol; cytoplasm; nucleus
Molecular function (GO): mRNA 3'-UTR binding
Source: RefSeq, a predicted model, not a curated record
AUUAUUAUUAUUAUUAUUUUUUAAUUAUGCUGUGUAGUUUAAAAAUGUUGUAAUAUGAAAGUAAGUUAAAUGGAAAUUCAGGGUGAUUCAGGGUUUUAUUGCAUUGCCAGUACUUUUGAUAUGUCUGGACAAAGUGGACAGUAUCUGAACUCUGUUACACCAGUAGAGGGAGUACAGGCGGUAUUAAGAGAUUACAUGGAUAAAACCCAUCUCCAUUCAUCCUUUCUGUUUCUUUUCUUCUCAUUGACCGCAUCCAUUAACACCUCUUGUGGCGGUUUCUGGACAUUGUGCAUGGCACUGGUAGUCCAUCAGGUGUUUACAGUCUCUGUUUCUGUAUUCAUCUCUCUUUAAACACACACACACACACUCACAUGCAUUGACUUGAUCACAUUCAAUGCUCUUGCCCCAUACUGUAUGUCUUGGUGAUGGUGCAGAAGUUGCCAUGGUAACCCCAUAGCUGGAGAGUGUGGAGGUAUAGGCUGUUCAGCUGGGCUUUUGUUAUGGAUGGAGUAUGUGAGUCUAGAGCAACACAAUAGCCCACUGAGACUAGCUCAAAGGAGAGGGAAUUUACUGGGAAAAUUGUGAUCUAUAAGUACUGUGAGAAACGUUGGGAAGCAGAAACAAUAACGUGCUGUGAAAGCAAAGUGAAAGGAACACUCCCUAUCUGCUGAUGGGUGUCGGCUGUUCAACAGGUUAGGUAACAUGUUUAAGACACGCAUAGAAGAGUUGAGUGUUCAUUUCUAGCUUUAUCCAAAAGAACUACUGAAACUACUAAUGUUUAAAUAAAAAAUACACAUUGUCCUGUUCUGAAAAUUUACUCUUAAUGCCUUGUAUUCUUCUUGAGAGUCAGUGGAUGUUUGUAGCCUCAGUAUGAAAAGAUGGAUGUCAAAAUCAUGUUCUAAAAUGUCUCAAAUAUGCAGAAGAUCCUGGAAAACCAAGGAUUGUGCAGGACCUGGAGGACUUUUCUGAAUAACUGGCUGUUGAGAAGUUGACAGAUCACAGUUUUGACAAUCACGCCUUCAGUGUGUCGUUCAUACUGGACGAGGAGGCAGGAAGGGACGGGGGUGUAAGACCCCAGGUCCCGCGAGGGGCAUCUAAAAUGAGGACAGGAAGUUGGCAGCAGGAGUUUGGUCAGCCAGGGGCCAUGGGAGGCCCCCAGGGGCCCAGGCAUCGUCAGCAAGAGCUGCCUCUACGAAUCCUAGUGCCCACUCAGUUUGUGGGAGCCAUCAUUGGGAAAGAGGGACUCACCAUAAAGAACAUCACAAAGCAGACACAGUCCAAGGUAGAUAUCCAUCGCAAGGAGAAUACAGGAGCAAAUGAGAAGUCCAUCACUAUCCACUCAUCUAAAGAGGGCUGUUCACAAGCCUGCAGGAUGAUCCUGGAAAUAAUGGAAAAAGAGGCCAAUGACACCAAGAUUGUUGAGGAGGUUCCUCUAAAGAUCCUGGCCCUCAAUAGCUUUGUUGGGAGGCUCAUAGGGAAGGAGGGUAGGAACCUGAAGAAGAUAGAGCAAGAUACUGGGACCAAGAUCAUUAUUUCUUCAUUACAAGACCUGACUAUAUAUAACCAGGAACGUACCAUCACAGUGAGGGGAGGGGUGGAGGAGUGCUGUAAUGCAGAAGUGGAGAUCAUGAAGAAACUUCGAGAAGCCCAUGAGAAUGAUGUGGCUUUACUUAAUCAGCAGACUAACAUGCCAGGUAUAAACAUGAGCACACUGGGGAUCUUCUCUGGCUUGUCUGCUCUCCCCCCAGCCUCUGGUCUGAGAGGACCUCUGUCCGCCUCAGCCAACUACAGCCCCCUGCUGGGCCCCACAUCAGUAUUGGGUAGUAUGUAUGGGGUUCCCUCCUCUGGAGCAUUAUCUCAUCAGCAAACAACUGCUGAACAGGAAGUGGUCUACCUCUUUGUUCCCACUCCAGCAGUAGGAGCUCUAAUUGGGAAGAAAGGACAGCACAUUAGAGAGCUGGCACACUAUGCUGGAGCCUCAAUAAAAAUUGCUGCACCAGACAAUCCUGAUGAUCCUGAUAGGAUGGUCAUCAUCACUGGACCACCAGAGGCUCAAUUCAAGGCACAGGGGAGAAUAUAUGGGAAGUUGAAAGAGGAGAAUUUUUUCACCGCUAAAGAAGAGGCGAAGUUAGAGGCACAUAUAAAAGUGCCUUUUACCGCCGCCGGACGAGUCAUCGGGAAGGGUGGCAAAACGGUCAAUGAGCUGCAGAAUCUUACCAGUGCUGAGGUCAUUGUACCACGGGACCAGACCGCAGAUGAAAAUGAUGAAGUGUUUGUUAAAAUAAUUGGACAUUUCUUUGCCAGUCAGUCGGCCCAGCGCAAGAUCAGGGAGAUCGUUCAACAGGUCAAACAGCAAGAGCGGAAAUACCAGCAAAUGGUGCCCACACCCUCAGAACCGUCAAAUUGAUCAGCAGAUGCCAGCAAGCAGCAGGUAAUGAAUGUAGCUCAUGCGAGGACAAAUGGAAAUUCAAGAAAGAAAUCAAGAAAUUGACAAAGAGCGAGUGAGACAGAGCGGGAAACAGAGAGAGACAGAAGCUGAUGAAGAGGACCAGCAGUUUAAAACAACCAAAGAACUUAAAGCACAAAAACAUUCGGUGGAUAUUAUGUGGAUAUGAAUGAAGAUGUUCGAAUUUGUUACCAGGUCAGAGACGGACCUGAUAUUUCAUAUUGAGCUCAUUUUAUGAUUGAUUAAGCUGAUGUGAACGUAUAUAGAGGAUUUGUGCACUGUGAAGUAGACAGCUGGAGGAGGUGAAUGCACACUGCAGGUAGAUUUUAUAGGGACUUGCAGGUCUAGUUGUGCACUAGAUCUACUAAUUUAUUAAGAGCAAAUGUUAAUAAGAUUCUAAAAACAAUUCGAAUGGUUUAUUCAACCGAAUUUUCUUUGGAAACUCAUUUUCAGGCUAUUUAAUGUGAUUAAUCAGAUUUGUUUGUUGAUCUUCUCUAGUAACUAAAUAGUAAAGCAUUAUAACUAAAAGCAUUAAGUGAUCUCACAAAGAAACGUACGUGAUGUAUAAGACUGCUAGCUGUGUGCCAGCAUUUCACUUCCAGUUCCUCUUAACCACUGCUGAGUCCGAGCUUUUCUCCUCUGCUUGCUGCCCUUUUCUCUCUUUAAAAAAAAAAGUACAUAUUUAUUUUUGUUUCCCUGUUCCUGACCUAUUCAUCACACAAAAUAAUAAGAGCUGUCUGUGUGCCAACUGUAAAGAAAAAAGAAGUGCAAUCUCUGAACAGAGAUAGAUCUAGAUCAUCCUACUUUGGGAAUCCAAUGAUGAUAUCCUGUACUGCCCACGUAUAAUAUUACACACUCUUUAUAUUACCUUACACUACCAUUCAAAAGUUUUUAUUCAUAUUUUCUACUUUUCUGAUCAAAAGUGACUAAUGACAUUUCUAAUGUAGGAAAAGAUUUCUAUUUCAAAUAAAGAAACUUUUAAAAACUUUUCUAAUCAUCAAAGAAUCCUGAAACAAGUAUCAUGGUUUCCAUAAAAAACAAUUUUUAAAAAAAUUAAGCAGCACAACUGAUUUCAGCACUGAUAAUAAUAGGUUUCUUGAGCAGUAAAUCAGCUGCUCAAAUAAAUGCAGCCUUGGUGAAAAAGACUUCUUUCUAAAACAUUAACCAAUCUUACCAACCCCGAACUCUUGAGUGGUAGUGCACGCACUUGAAAAAGCGGAAUUUCUUGUGCAAUCUGCACCUGGUCUGUAGGUCCUGUAACAGGUGCACAUGGGGGUCCUUUUAGGUCUUCCUGACACUAAUUAAUGUAUAUGAUGCAAAUGCCUUCUGCAAACAUAUACUUUCUGUGUUGCAAACAUUCUCUUUUCCCCCUCUGGUUUCAUGUGAGUGCAUAUCUUCUCCCGCAAGUGCAUGUUUGCAGUAGGGAAUGAUAACAUAAGUGUCUAUAAAUGCAUUUUUGAUAAAAGAGUCAAGCAAAGUCAAGACGAAGUGGGAUUUUAUUUUGUUUUAGUUUUUUUUUUUGCAAAAAGAUUUCUCAUUUUUUCAUAAUAUAUAAAGGUGAUGUGAUUGGUGAAUGGUAACGUCAUUAAGCCUUUAAUGUUGCACAUCCGAAAGGCUAAUGGAAUUAUUAUAUAUAUAUAUAUACAUAUAUAUAUACAUAUACAUAUACUGUAUAUAUAUAUAUAUAUAUAUAUAUACAUAUAUAUACAUAUAUAUAUAUAUAUAUAUAUAUAUAUAUAUAUAUAUAUAUAUAUAUAUACAUAUAUAUAUUGUAUGUGUGUGUGUGUGUGUGUGUGUGUGUGUACUGUAUUUAGGAGACAUUCACAAAGUACAAUUUAUAAAAUAUUGGAUUCAGUAUUUCUUGACUGAUCAAAUGCAAGCAGCCAGCACUGCAGUACUGUACAGUACAGUCAUAGAGUGUAACAUUGAUAUGAAGCAACUGAUAAAACCAUGAUUGAGACAUGAAAAUGAUAUAUUGAAAGUCCAUGCAGCUUUAUGUGAAGCAGUACAAUAUAACAUUCUACCUCAAGAACAGGGUACCUCAGUCUGAAUUUGUAUACCUUAUAAAGCUCUCAAACUUAGAGCAUUUUUUAUUUUUCUAAAAAAAAAAGAACACGAAGAGGAAAAAAAGGUUUAGUGCAAGGCACCAACACAGCCUGCUUGUUCUUGCGAAAGGUUUCAGGACCCUGCAUCAGAAACUGAUUGUUGCUUUAUGGACCGUUUGACUUACAGUAAAUGAGCUCUUGAGGUCAAUACAACUCUUGGGCAACUGAACAUUUGUGUUGACAGUACUUUGUUUCUUGCAGUUUAUGUUUGUACUGAAAUAAUCGUCUUGACAGAUAUAUAGUGUCUAUAAGAAUACAGCUUAAUCCAACCAUAUUCUUCAACUUGUAUAGGGACAUUUAGAAGACAUUAUCUAUGUUAUUCUGUUACAAAUGGCUUGGUAAUUUUUCUCAGUUAUAGAGGUCAUAUCAGAUGAGAUGGCCAAUAACAAGUCAGUUUUAAAUUUUAUUCUAACUGUGUUUGUGUGAGGGUUUUAGUAUAGGAAUAAUCAACAGUUUACUGCUGAAUAUUAGCAUAAUUAUAUUAGACACGUUUGAAUUUCAUCUUUUCAGUUUGGGAAUCUGUAGUAAAAUUUUGCUGUGUCAAAUGGGAGGGAUGUCCAGCUGUCUCAAGACCAUCUCUUUUCAUAUCAUUUACAAAAACAACAUGUACAUGAAACCUGAUUUUUGGCGUAUUACUUCUGUUGCUGUCUCUGUGUUUAUUUCUCUUCACAUUCUACCAUGUUCAAAAUGUCUUUAUUGACCACUUGUACCAUGAAUAUUUCUGGGUGUUUGAUAAGCCUGUCCCUUUAAUCCUUAUUUGAGAUGAGCUUCUGAUAUCAACUUUUAUAAUGACAUCACACAAUGUAAAAAUGGGCAAACAAACUAAUUUCAGAUCUGGGCAAAAGAGGGACAUAUUCCACUGGUAAACUAUGGGCUUUAGCCAAGUGUGGGGGAGUUUGAGAGAACAAUCAUGAAUACACAUCUGUUUUUAUGUUUGUUUGUUUUGUUUUUUGGGAGGGUCUCACUACUUUUCAUGUGGAUAUGAGCAAUAAAGAGUUUUUAAAACAA